Messenger RNA from Octodon degus (degu), 4444 nucleotides. It is a transcript of the gene Ttf1, whose product is annotated as transcription termination factor 1. NCBI's taxonomy places the organism in Eukaryota, Metazoa, Chordata, Mammalia, Rodentia, Octodontidae. The record is from RefSeq and is a predicted model, not a curated record. The transcript has 12 exons. Bases 701 to 3538 code for a protein of 945 amino acids.
GCGAGACUUGUGCUUGGGAGGUUGGAGGCGAAGUUUCUUGCUGGGUAGGUUGGAAGGGCGCUUAUUUUUUACUCGCGUGUUUUGGGAGGUGGUGUAGAAGCCGAGCAGCGCGCUUUCGCCUUUGGGGAGGCCCGCCGUUGGUCUGCGGUCUCCAGGGCGGGAUUGGCGCCUCGGCCUGCGCUGCCGCCGCGGGUCGCACCGCCCCAGAACCGCGGCGUGGGACUUUGGAAUGCCGGGGUAGGUUAGGGAGUUGGCGUCUGGUUAGGUCUCCCUCGUCAGCUCCAGAGCGCCCACCCCGGGGCGAGGGAGAGGGGCCGGGCCGGCUUGAGCACGGAGCCUGCAGGGCGGAAGUGUGUGUCCAACAGGUGGGGACACGCGCGUCCCCUCCUGGGGUGAGGCGCCACCUGAGGGACCGGGCACAAGCUAGGUGGCACCCUGGUCUUCAGAGGCCGACCCUCACUCACCGCGAUCGCGGACAGAGCGUGGGGGAAGAGCCGGGUUGUUGGGCCAGCUCUGUAUAAGGAAGGAGGUAAGACCCUGGAGAAAGUGGGUUCGCGCGGAGGGCAGCUCACGGGCGCAGACGGGACGGGACGGGACGGGAGAGCGUCCGGGCUGCCCUUGCACGGUGCCUGGUAGGAAGAGGAGCGCAACGUGUUCUAGGACCUGAAGGAAGGCAGGGUGUGUGGAGCGCAGGUAGAGGAUGGAGACGGAGGCAGACCGGAACCGGACCGGGUCCUGCAGACUGAAGCAGGCUUGGCCUCGGGCUGUUCUAAAAACUGGAAAGGCCAGAUGGAUAGCUUUAAAAGGUGCUUACAAGACAAAGAAAAAGAAGAAAGAAACUGAUGGCAGGCAUAAAAUGGAAAUAGAAUCAAGCAGAUUUGACAUCCUCACUCCCAUUUUUGACAAGAAGUACUCUGUAUAUAAAGAAAGACCCCAGAAACAAGCCCACGAAAGUUUCAGAGACAUCACUCUGGCAAGUGACCACCCUCAAAUAAGUAAGAAAAAAAGGAAGGAUUUCCAGCUUCUCGUUUCUUCUCUGAAAAUACCAGAAACCUUCGCUAAGAGUGAAAAAGCUGCUUCUAUAAAUAAAAAGAAGAUAAAUAGCACUUUGAGGGUAGACAGAGAAGCAGAUGUUAUGUGUGUCUUUGUGGGUAAAGAAAAUAUUGAGAACAUGCCGAAGGAUUUUAAGAAGGACGCGGAUGUCAUUUAUGUUGAUGCAAGCGAGGCGCAAAAGUCAGCGGAAGGUCGUAAAACAGACAGGCUGCAUUUCAUUGCUGACUCAAAUAGAAGUGAGCCAGUAGAACUGUGUAAUGAAGUUGGGAGGAAGAAGAAUAAAAACUAUCAGAGGAAAACCAAAUCCUGGGAUGCUAGGAGGGAAAGCCAGCCUGACACUGUCUCUCAGCCCCAGCUGGGGUCACAGGAGCAGCCGUCCUUGCUGUCUGUAGAUCGAGAAGGUGAAAUCACAGAGCUACCAGAAUCUGUUGAUAAAAAGAAGGCUAAGAAGAAAUUGUUCAGGAACCAGGGACCAGGGUCCUUGACCAGGCCUGAGAGUCCUGGUCACGAGCUCCCUGAGGAAUCGCAAGGGGUCGGCAGGGUCAGGGCCAGGGAAGGCAAUGGUGCACUUAAAAGGACCAAGGAAUCCCAAAGUAUAAAGAAAAAAUGUAAGAAAAGGAAGCGUGUGUCUGUGGAGAGCGCCGAGGCAUCUGGUGAUGACGUCCCGGGGCAUGCGGAGGAGCCUGAGAACACGCUGUUGCACUCGGAACAAGACAGUCCCACCUGGACUGCAGGAAAUGUGAAACGCAGGCCCCAGAAGGAGUCCCGCAAGCACCUGCCCUUGCUGUCUGUGGAUCGAGAAGGUGAGAUCACAGAGCUGCCAAAAUCUGCCAAGAAAAAGAAGGCUAAGAAAAAAAAGAAAUUGUCCAGUCCCCAGGAACUGGGGACCUUGACCAGACCUGAGAGUCCUGGUCACGAGCUCCCUGAGGAAUCGCAGGGGCUCUGCAGGGUCAGGGCGAGAGAAGGCUGUGAUCUGUUUAAAAGGGUCAAGGUAAAGAACCGUUCUAAGAAGAGGAAGCGUGUGUCUGUGCAGAGCACCUUGGCAUGUGGUGAUGACCCCUGGAGAUGCGCUGAGCACUGUGCGAAUCCACUCCCUGACUCAGCAGCUGGCAGCUGUGUCUUGGUUGAGGAAACUGUGAAGGAGAAAACCCAGGAGGAGGAAAGCCAGGCCUCUUCAGGAGGGAAGCGCGUGGAAGACGCGUGGAGGUCAGAACCGCCAGAUGAAGAAGAAAGCAAUGUGGAAUUGGCUGGUGAGUCUGUAAGAUUGGAAUCUGAAGAUGGGAGAGAUUCCGACCAUUCAGAUGUGGAUCUGCAUGCUGCUGUGAGGCAGCUCCAGGAGUUCAUUCCUGACAUAAAGCAAAGGGCGGCCACGACAAUUAAGCGCAUGUACCACGAUGACCUGGAGCGCUUUAAAGAAUUCAGAGAGCAAGGUGUUGCUAUUCGAUUUGGCAAGUUCUCUGCUAAGGAAAACAAGCAGAUAGAGGAAAACGUGCGGGAGUUCCUCUCACUGACGGGGAUCGAGAGCGCAGACAAGCUGCUGUACACGGACAGAUACCCGGAGGAAAAGGCUGCCAUCACGGAUUUGAAAAGGAAGCACGCCUUCCGGAUGCACAUCGGGAAAGGCAUUGCACGGCCCUGGAAACUCGUGUACUAUCGAGCAAAGAAGAUCUUUGACGUCAACAAUUACAAAGGGAGAUACAGUGAAGGGGACACUGAGAAGCUGAAGGCCUGCCAGUCCCUCCACGGCAAUGACUGGAAAAAGAUUGGGGCGCUGGUGGCCCGGAGCAGUCUGUCCGUCGCCCUGAAGUUCUCCCAGAUCCGUAAUAAAAGAAAUCAUGGCGUUUGGAGUAAGGCAGAGACCCAGAAACUCAUCAAGGCUGUCGAAGAAGUGAUUCUAAAGAAAAUGUCUCUGCAGGAGUUAAAUGAAAUGGAUUCUGAGCUCCAAGAACAUCCCGACAGUCGCCUGUCAAUUGUUCGGGAAAAACUCUACAAGGGCAUAUCGUGGGUAGAAGUGGAAGCCAAGGUGGAGACCAGAAACUGGAUGCAGUGCAAAAGUAAGUGGACAGAAAUCCUAACCAAGAGAAUGACUAGCGGUGGCUGUGUGUACCGCGGCGUCAGCGCUCUGCAGGCCAAAAUCAACCUGAUUGAGAGGUUAUAUGCAAUAAAUGUGGAAGAUGCUAACGAAAUAGAUUGGGAAGAUCUUGCUAGCGCCAUUGGUGAUGUACCUCCAUCUUACGUUCAAACUAAAUUUUAUAAGUUGAAAGCUGCCUGCGUUCCCUUUUGGCAGAAAAAGACUUUCCCAGAGAUCAUCGACUACCUUUAUGAAACUAGUCUACCUUUGUUUAAAGAAAAGUUACAAAAGAAGAUGAAAAAAAGUGGCACCAAAAUCCCAACACCUGCAGCACCCAAGCAGGUGUUCCUGUUCAGAGACAUCUUUUAUUGUGACGAUGACAGUGAGGAAGAAGACGUAGAAGAACAGAGUUAAGGCCAGGUUACCGUUUCCGGUCCUCUCGGUGGCAUGGUAUUUAUAUGUGUGUGUCAGCUUUCCAGAACUGCAGCACAGUAUCUGAGACGUGAUGCCCCCCAAAGGAAAGCUUUAUGCCAGCCUGUGGUAUGAAUUGCAGUGGGACAAAGGAGCCUGCAGGGGAAGGUCACCACGGGGGGAGCCGCGCCAGCACCGUGUGCCUUUCGGCGGCUCUGCAAGUCCAGCCCGUCCUCUGCUGCUGCUGCCGCUGCCCUUGCACCCUGCCCACCUGUGUCCUUUCACUGCCACUGCCAGCGUGGGCACCUGUGUCCCCAGGGGCUCAACAACAGCUGCCUUCUAGUCUCCAGGACUUCGCACACACCACCCCUGGUGGAGUCCUGCAGCAAGGGACUGUGGGAAAUAAGGUCCCAGGCUCCUGAGCCACGCACGUUGGAGAGCACAGAGAAACUUCGCAGACAGCGACAUCACCACCAUGAGUACCAAGAUGCAGCUCCACUGUCACCUGGCUGCCCUCUGAUGCCACUUAGCCCUGCUGUGAUAUUAGGACGUUCGUGUACAGGACUAAGGGUGAAUUAGGCCAUGACUGUCCGAGGCUCGCUCACCUCUGUCCCGAGUGCCUGUCACAGUGUCCCACAGACAGUAGACGUUCAGUAAAUACUGUCUUCUUACUGAGCGUUUCUCCUGUAGAGCUCCUGCCCCUCAGGUGGCUGUCUCUGUGCUAAAGGAACUCUGAUGUCCCUUCAGAGGACGUGCGUGACGGUACAUCAGAGCCUGACAGUGCACAUGCUAGAUGCUAGGAAUUUGCUGUAAAGGAAUGGUAACGUACAUAUAAGUGGGAUGUUUAUAGUACUGAGAAAAUGUCCUUUUAUAAGAAAUGUGUAAUGAUAGUUUUGAACAUUAAUACAG